ACCUUAGUAGAUAUAGAUCAGGAGGGAAGAGGGGGUGAGGGGAGAAAAAUGUCAGAAGCUGCUGUGAGUUUUGUCUUAGAAAACUUUAAGCAAAUACUGCUCUAUAAUGUCCAUUUAAUAGCUGAUGUGAGGGAGAAUGUUGAGGAAUUAUGCAAAGAACUUAAGGUCUUGAAUGGCUUUCUUAAGGACUACACUGAAAUGGACAGCAGCAUCGAGUCCCUGAAGGUGUUGCGGAGAGAGAUCCAAAGGGUGGUAACCGAAGCUGAAGAUGUGGUUGAAAAAUACAUCGUCCAAUCCUCGCAGCAAAGUGCCAAGAAAGGGAUUGACAAAAUACUCAAAGCUGGCAAAUACGGGAGCAAGCUUCACGAACUGGGGAAAGAAAUUGAAGCAGUCAGUCGAAAAGUGAAGGCCCUAUAUGAGGAGAACCGGGUGGGAGCUCGCUUGGAGGCGGCACACAUCCAGGAAAUGGCCAAAGAACGUGCCAAGAAAAAGCAGGCUCCAACAGUGGAGGAAGAUAACGUGGUUGGAUUUGACGCUGCAACUGAGAAGGUGAUCCAGCUUCUCACUGGCGGGUCAAAGGAACUGGAGGUAAUAUCAAUUGUUGGAAUGCUUGGGCUUGGGAAGACAACACUUGCUAAAAAGGUCUUAAAUGACCCGAAAAUUGAAUAUGAUUUCUUUGCUCGGACAUUUAUCUAUGUUUCUCAAAAAUUUGAGAAGAGGGAGGUGCUCCUUAAUAUUCUGGGUUCUAUUGGCCAACUCACUGAAGAAGUGAAUAAGAUGCCAGAACCAGAAUUAGCAAGACAUCUUCGCAAACAACUAGAGAGCAUAAAGUACUUGAUAGUUAUGGAUGAUGUCUGGGAGGACAAGGAUUGGGAUGUGCUCAAAGUAGCUUUUCCAAACAACAAGAAGGGAAGCAGAGUCUUGAUCACUACUCGAUUCAAUCAUGUGGCUACCCAUGCAAAUCCUACGAGCGACCCUUAUCGAUUGGAUUUCCUAACUCCCGAAGCGGGCCAUGAGUUGCUCCGAAGUAAGGUUUUUGGCGAGAACAAGUGCCCAGAGCCACUACAGAAGUAUGAGUUGAAGAUAGUAGACAAAUGUGGAGGACUUCCCCUGGCAAUAGUGGUGAUUGCUGGGAUCCUCAUAAAAAAGGGACGGAUCCCUAAUUGGUGGUCGCGAGUUGCUGACAGCGUCAAUGACUAUAUUUCCAGGGAUGAAGAGCACAUUAAGGACGUAAUAAUGCUGAGUUACAACCAUUUGCCUUACCACUUGAAACCUUGUUUUCUCUACUUUGGUGUCUUCAGAGAGGACUUUGACAUCCCAGUCUGGAAGUUACUGCGGUUGUGGAUCGCUGAAGGAUUUGUGGCUCAGCAAAGAGAUUUAAACUUGGAGGAUAUUGCAGAGGAAUAUCUGGAGGAACUUGUUGACAGGAAUCUAGUUAUGGUGGGACAGAGGAGGUCAAAUGGCCAAAUCAAAACUUGUCGUGUCCAUGACACUUUGCGUGACUUCUGCAAGGAGGAAGGCAAGGAGGAAAACAUCUUCCAUGAAAUUAAGAAGGAUGACCGGGAAAUCUUAUCAUCCAAGAGCCCAACCUUGGAUGAUUGUCGUCGUUUGUGCAUCAAUGCUAAUGUCAUGGAUUAUAUGUCUAAAAAACCUUCUGACGCUCCUGUUCGCUCUUUCUUGACUUCGGCCAAGGAAGAAACUGCAUUGGAUGCUAAACAUGUCUCCCUUAUCCCAAGAGCAUUCAAAUUGCUUAGAGUGUUGGAAGCAAAGUCACUGAGAUUUGCUGUGUUUCCCCCUGAUCUGUGCCAACUAGUUCUCUUGAAGUACAUUUCCAUGUCUUGCAAACUUGACAUCCUUCCGCCUGCAAUGUCUACACUGUGGAGCUUGCAAACUCUUAUAGUAGACACAACUGCACGUACUCUUCAAAUCAAAUCAGACAUAUGGAAGAUGCCACAACUGAGGCAUUUGCAUACAAACGCAUCCACUUCUUUGCCCUGCCCCACAACACCUAGAUGCGAAACCUUGGUAAAUGCAAAUCUUCAAACCUUGUCUUCCAUCUCACCCCAGAGUUGUACAAAAGAAUUGUUUGAAAGGACUCCCAAGCUCAAGAAAUUGGCCAUUUGUGGGAAAUUGGCCGUACUUUUUCAGGCCAAUGGCCAAUCCAAUUUAUUUGAAACCCUCUGUGCAUUAGAUUUCCUUGAAAACUUGAAGCUAUUGAACGAAGAUGUGUCCUCCCCAUUGAAAAGGCUUCCUCAAGAACACAAUUUCCCGAGCAAGCUGACAAGGUUGACUCUGUCAAAGACUUUGCUGCCUUGGAAUCAAAUGUCCAUCUUGGGAAAGCUGGAGAAUCUUGAGGUUCUCAAGUUAAAGGACAAUGCGUUUAAGGGUGAUAGGUGGCGAACAGAGAGUGGGGGAUUUCAGAGCCUCCAAUUCCUGCACAUUGGAAGCACAGAUUUGUUGAGCUGGGAUGUUGCAGCCGCGGAUCACCUGCCUGUACUGAAAAGUCUUGUUCUUAAGCACUGCUCUUAUCUUAGUCGACUUCCACCCAGCCUAGCACAUAUUUCCACCCUCCAACUGAUUGACCUCAGUUGCACCAAGCUUAGCGUGGCCUCCUCUGCAAAAGACAUUGAGAACCUGAAACUGAAACAAGCCCAGCAAAAAGGCAACAAAAGCAAUAGGUUUAAGCUCUUGGUGUAUCCCCCGGAUCAUUUGUGACUGCCACAUCUUCCAGUGCUUCUUUGACAGGUUAGUAAAGUUCUUUCGCAUGUCUUCUUCUCCUAUCUUUUUUUCUUGAUCAUCUUGUGCGCUACGACGGUGCCAUUACCCUCCUUUUUGUCUCGUCUUUUCAGAAAGUUUAUGUGCUUUUUGGCUGAAGAAGAGAAUUUAAUUUAAGAAGCAACCCUGUAGACGUCUUUUCUUAACAUUGUAUUGCAUUCAUAAUAACUUCCAGCUGCAGCUUGAAAAUUAUACAAGUUUCUUGUGUGUUUUCCAUGUACUGGGAAGUUAGCCAUUUAUAACUUUCCCUCUUUUUUUUUUUUGGUUGUACUUUUACUUCAAUAAUCUACUACUUUUAUUCUGUACCCCAAUAAAAAUGAAAGCUGAAUCUGUUGAAGUUUUUUCUUUUUU
This is a messenger RNA of Coffea arabica (coffee), 3126 nucleotides long. Its product is annotated as putative late blight resistance protein homolog R1A-10. The record is from RefSeq and is a predicted model, not a curated record. Gene Ontology annotation, molecular function: ADP binding. NCBI's taxonomy places the organism in Eukaryota, Viridiplantae, Streptophyta, Magnoliopsida, Gentianales, Rubiaceae. Gene Ontology annotation, biological process: defense response to other organism.